Messenger RNA from Hyaloscypha bicolor E, 1893 nucleotides. RefSeq lists its product as uncharacterized. The record is from RefSeq and is a predicted model, not a curated record. Bases 26 to 1762 code for a protein of 578 amino acids. The transcript has 6 exons. Lineage: Eukaryota; Fungi; Ascomycota; Leotiomycetes; Helotiales; Hyaloscyphaceae.
CGUUUUUUCGCCUCCUCCUUAGAAUAUGGGCGGGUAUCCCAUUAGAAAGGCAGCGCUUAUACCCCCUUCAAGUGCUUCAGUAACUAUACCCCCUUCGAGUACUUCGGUAACUAUAUCUUUUUCGAGUGCUUCAGAAACUACACCUUCGUCGAGCACUUCAACAACGCGAACUAUCCCCAACGACCUCUAUGGAUUUCAUUUCGACAGAUUCGUCGAAGAUAAGUCAAAUUUCCUACCUCAAAAUAGGCAUCGCACGAUAGAAAUAGAGGAGUCGGCAGAUGGCUCGAAAUUGAGCCUAUCGGAAAAGGAAAUUUCGGAAUCGGAGAUCUCUAGCUGGCUCCAUCAGGCCCCAAAAGGCAAUGGAAAUUCAAGAACAAGAGUUCGGCUGCUACAUUUUAGCCCUCGGGAGGACUUUCAAGCUUUCAGACCUCUACCUGUCUCAUCGGAUACCUUUGAGCAAGUGUUCGAAGCCUUUAGGUUGCCUCGGGUUUUCCUUCGAGUCCUACUCUCGAAUCUCCCCUUUGCAAUGCGGUUCACCCCAAAACACGACGGGAAAUCUGAAGGAUCAGUUGGUUUGAUUCUACGAACUGAUGCGUUUUCGUUCGCUCAAUACGGCCUCUGUCUCGUAUAUGAUCCAGCUACAGAAUGCAUCAGCGGACUGUGCAUCGGACUCCGCACCGGUGAAUACAAGCAGUUUCUUCUCUACCUGAAGGGCUCGCUACACUAUGCAACCAACUACAUGAUAUUACCCAUGGUUUUUGUAGACUUUAUGGGCCACAUGACUGCACGUUGGUUGACUUACAACCGACUUAGCCUCCUGGCCAUUGCGAACUCGAAAGAGAUAAAUGUUCGAGAGGCUCAAGACAAUCGCGGCCUUCGACCCGAUCUGAAGCUUGAUUUGGACACAGCCACCAGAAAGCUUACAUUCCUGAAUGACGAGUAUGCUAUUACUGAAUCUAUUUCAAAGACUCAGAUUCGGUUCCUUGAUCUCAUCGAGGAGAUGGUGGGUGAGCAACAGAAGGCUUCCGGGGCGGGGUCAACAGUUUGGGGUCUCCUCGGAGCAGAUGCAUUUCAAGAAGAGAUCGCCUUUCUGAGGCAAACAUUUCACUCUGCACUGCAGAAUAUUGAGAGAGACAGACAGAAUAUCCAAGGUUUAGCACAAACGACAUACUGCCUUAUUGCACAGAAAGAGAGCCGUCAGAAUUUGGUCAUCGCUAGAGCUUCCAGUAAAAUAGCGGACGAGUCGAGAAAAGUUGCUAUUUGGACUCGAAGAGAUAGCACUGAUAUGCGGAUAAUCACUGUUAUCACCAUGCUGUUCCUCCCCGGCACUUUUACUGCGACGCUUCUUGGGUCGAGCUUCUUCAACUUCAAACCAGCAGAAGACUCAAGUAUUGUCUCAGCGUGGUCAUGGCUCUAUUGGGUCAUCACAGUGAUUUUGACCGCAGCUGUAAUGGUUGGCUGGUUCUUCGUUUCUCGUGUGCAGAACAAGAAAAUGAAAAAGCAACUAGGGAACGACAAUGGAGGCACUGAACUACACAGUCUCCACGCACAUGCUAUCACAGGCUUCUGGACCUCACGCGGAGAUUCAGCAAUAUGGGAUGAGCGUCCAGUCAGAGCUGAGGAAACCGGUUCUCAUGAAUCUGUCCGUGGGUUCGAGGCACCAGAUACACAGUGCGGGGGUGGAUGCGGGGGUGGAUGCGGGACGGGAUGCGGUGGUGCAGGAUGUGGGGGAGGUUGCGGAAGCGGAAGUUGUGGUGCUUGAUGCCAGUAUUUAUCCCUUCAUCGGUUCAAAAUAUCCAUUUAAAUAAAGGCUGUGCAACUGAUUUAUUUCCUGAAGUGUUAAAUUAUCAGAUGUGUUGCUGGACAUAAGUAAUUGAGGCCGCCUAAGUUCGU